GGACUGUAGCCAAUGAGAAGGCGGAGUUGGCAGCUCAUUCGCCGCCCUUAACAAUUGCUGCGAGGUUGAAACCUCUGUGAACCUCGUCGGUGUUCCUGAUCUGUGGCUCCCACUCUCCGUAGGCUUCACCAAUACUCCAGCACCAAGACCACUUAGAAAAAUGGAAGGUAAUGGAUCCAUCGACAUGUUCUCCGAAGUCCUAGAGAACCAGUUCCUCCAGGCUGCUAAGCUAGUGGAAAAUCACUUGGACUCUGAAAUUCAGAAGCUGGAUCAGAUCGGCGAAGAUGAACUAGAGCUGCUGAAAGAAAAGAGACUGGCAGCGCUCAGGAAGGCUCAGCAGCAGAAACAAGAGUGGCUUUCCAAGGGGCACGGGGAGUACAGAGAAAUCGGCAGUGAGAGAGACUUCUUUCAAGAAGUCAAGGAGAGUGAGAAGGUGGUUUGCCAUUUCUACAGAGACACCACAUUCAGGUGUAAAAUAUUAGACAGACAUUUGGCAAUUCUGGCCAAAAAACAUCUUGAAACCAAGUUUUUGAAGCUGAAUGUAGAAAAGGCACCAUUCCUCUGUGAGAGACUGCGGAUCAAAGUCAUCCCCACACUAGCUCUCUUAAGAGACGGCAAGACACAAGAUUAUGUUGUUGGAUUCACCGACCUAGGAAAUACAGAUGACUUCACUACAGAAACUUUAGAAUGGAGACUUGGUUGUUCUGAUGUUAUCAAUUACAGUGGAAAUUUAAUGGAGCCACCAUUUCAGAGCCAGAAGAAAUUUGGGACAAACUUCACAAAGCUGGAAAAGAAAACUAUCCGAGGAAAGAAAUACGAUUCCGAUUCUGAUGAUGACUAGACUGUGCUGUACCUUAAACCUUCUGUCUGUCCUGUCUGUCUGUCUGUCUCUACUUCAGAGUUAAGUGUGUUUUCUAAAUUCUACUGAUUUCGGCCUAUUGACCAUCUGAUACUCCUGUACACUAUUUGACCAUUUUGUCUGUGGUCAUCAUGUAUAACUUGAGAGAAACAGAUAUUUUAAAUUACCUGGAAAGGGUCUGAAUUCUCUAUUUUUGUGAUUGAUUUUAUCAUAGUGUGAUUCUUCUAUCUUUAAGCCACUCACACCUCUGAUUUUAAUCUCCUGCAUUAGAAAUAGAAAUUCCGCCAACUAUUGUAAGGCCCAGUGAGUGCUGACUGUGUACCAGGCUAGGCACCAUCCCCUGGCACCACAUGCACUGUCAGUGACCUGCUUUAUGGGAGUGGGUUUCAGGAACUAUUAAAGACUUCCAUGUGUUCUGAAUGCAGCAUGUUGAAUCUGCUGAUAGCAGCAAGAAACUCAGGUUGUGAGCUCAUGGCCUUAUUGAAAGGCUGUUCAUUGCUUACGUACCAUUUUUGAGUGAUAGCAUAAGGAACUCCAUGCUCAGCAAAACAACUUUAGCAAAGGUCAAAAUUACUUUCUAAAAGUGUGAGUGUGGAAACGAUGAGAUCAUAUAGCAAACAAUUAAAAAAAAAAAAAAAAGGUCGUGUGCUUAACAUAAACCAAAAGAAUCUGAUGCCCAGAAAUAAAUAAGCCUUGGUAAGAAAAGAAAGUGUAGCACCAUCUACCAAGAUGACUCGGUGUGAAAAGGCACUUGCCACAAAACUUGGGGACUGGACCCAUUGGUGGAACGAGGAAAAGAUGUCUGCAAGUUGUCCUUUAAUGUACACACACAAUAUAAGGAAUGCAAAUGAGUUGAACUAAAGUUGUCUUGGGAUCUGGAUGCAAUCUAAAGAACUUAAAGGGGCUGGGGAGAAGGCCUGGCAGUUAAGAGCACUGGUGGUGGAUUCCUAGCACCUACAUAGUGGCUCUCAGCCAUCCACUAGCUCCCAUUCUGGGGGACUCUGAUGCCUUCUGACCUCCAAGGCCAUCAAGCACACAUGAAUCUAGGACGAAAACAACAAACCUGAGAAGUUGAGAGGAAAUAUACAGCAGAAAAGAUUGGAAUAAAAGCUGAAAAGGCUAACUAUGAAGAACUCUAUACCAAUAAAUCCUGAAAAAUGGACAAAUUCUUAGAACAACUAAAAUAUCUGAGAAAUUUGGGCAGCAGUCAAGAGAGAUGGCUCGGUGAUUACGGGCACAGUGCUCCUGCAGAGGACCCAAGUUCAGUUGGUAGCAUUCAUAGCAGGUGGUGCCUCAACCUCCAAAGUGUGAGUGAGGCUCUUGGCCUCAGCGGGCGCCUCCAUACCCAAGUGCAGACUCUGUGUGUGUGUAUACAUACAUACAUAAUAUAUAUAUAUAUAAAAUCUGAGAUGGUAAAUCAGAGCUGCCUCUGAGACUACAAAGACAAGAGAAUUAGAAAAGUAGUAUGUGUUCUCAAGAAAGAUGAGAAGUAAUUGAGAAAUCCACAAAAGUAGUCUGAAAGCCUAGGGGGAGUCUGGUGAUAACAGACGCCAAGCCAAGCAUGUGAGCUCAGUGGUGAGGGCUCCCUUCAGGUAAGCCAAGCUGCCCUGGUGAAUUGGCAUCCCCCCUUCCAGGAAGCACACAGCACUCAGACCCAGGGGUGGGCUUUGAGUCUGUGAUUCCUCCAGCCAGUGAGUCUGCAGAAGAGAGGAAUCCCAUUUGUGUUACUGUGUGACUGAGAAGGCAGGAUCCAGGCAUCACCUUGAGAGGGAACUGAGCCAUCCUGGGAGUCUGAGAAUGAAGAACAGUCACCCAACGGUGAGCCUAAGAGUAGUCGGCCAUGGUUCCUAAUGACAGACAACCUGGGAGGUGGUUAUGGAGAGUGGGAGGGCUACGUGCAAGAGACGAGUGAGGACAGUGCAGUGCACAGGGAAUAGCCCUGCCCUCGAUGCUGGGAGCAGAUUACAUCAAGUAUAAAUGUGUGUGAAGCCCUGUGCCUGAGAUCAUCGGGUGGACAAGCCAGUGAUGUUAUCCAGGUACGGCCACGGAUCCUGAAGACUGCAGCUCCAGCAAGCAGGCUCCCAUAGCCACAUCCUUCCAGCAAGACAAAAGUACAGAGAUAAAAUGUGAUGUCUCGGUUCCCACACUUCCAGUGUACUUAGGAGACUUCACCACAGCAGGCUAUCAGCCACUUCUGAGGAGAGAACCUGAAGAAUGAAAGCCUACAGGCUGCAGAGCUAAGUGUGGCCAGUAGAGGACACUACUACAUAAAGAAGGGAAGCUACUGAAGUGGAGCAAGGUCCUGUGGGAACCUGACACUUACCCAACAGGGCUUAACCAUAGAAAAGAACCCUGGCUUCCAGCAGUACACACAUCACAUCCGGCCCUGAGACUCCCCUGGCUCUUCUUUCUUUGACCUUCUGGCCUUCCCUUGAUAUUUAAUUUUUGUUCAACUCAUAGUGAUUCUUUUAUCCUAGUGUCUCAGCUCUUCAUGGAAUCAUUCAUUUUGAUGAUGCAUUUUUUUUUCACUAUCUGGCGAUCUUUUUUUUCUUGUUUCUUUUUUUCCUCUCAACUAGACUUUCAGCAAUAUUUGACUUUGUCUUACUGGGGAUGGUCUUUACUUUUUUGUUGUUUUUAAAUCUCGUGUUUUCAUUUUGUCCUUCCUUAUUUGAUGGGGAAGGUUGGGACAAGGACUCUUUACGUAGCCCUCUGUAGACCAGGCCGGCCUUGAACUAGAGAUCUAUCUGCCUCUGGAACAUGGGAAUUAAAAGUUGGUGGCACCGUG
Messenger RNA from Apodemus sylvaticus (European woodmouse), 3644 nucleotides. RefSeq names its product thioredoxin domain containing 9 (gene Txndc9). The transcript has 5 exons. Gene Ontology annotation, biological process: microtubule cytoskeleton organization. Gene Ontology annotation, cellular component: cytoplasm. NCBI's taxonomy places the organism in Eukaryota, Metazoa, Chordata, Mammalia, Rodentia, Muridae. The record is from RefSeq and is a predicted model, not a curated record. The coding region runs from base 161 to 841 and encodes 226 amino acids.